AUGGAAGGCCUUAUGAAUGCCGUGCAUUAUGUGACAUCGGAUCUCAGAACUCCGGGGCAGAUCCGAGUAGAAGGUAUAGGCGCCAAUGCAGCCGCUUACACAAAGGGCUGUACAACUGUGCGAUUGAGAUCCCCCAACGACGAGGCAUUCUCGAUGCAAUUUGAAGUCUACAUCAUACCAACGAUUACGACUAUGACACCAGCAUGCAAGGUCGACUCCUCCGCCUGGGAUCACUUUUCUGGACUCCAGCUUGCCGAUCCAACAUUUGGCACUCCUGCCAAAAUUGAUCUUCUUAUUGGCGCAGAUAUUUGGCCCGCUCUGCACCCGCCUCGUAAAUGUAUUGGCGAUCAGCAACUGGACAAACUACUGCAGAGGUUCUGGCAGGUUGAGGACACUGGUCCUGUCGAUGAACUCUCGGUAGAUCCUUGUGAACGGAAUUUCAUCGGCACUGUACGUCGCACUGCGAGUGGACGCUAUAGUGUACAAAUCCCAUUUCUUCAGAAUGCUCCAGUGUUAGGAGAUUCGUAUCAAGCAGCGCGCCGUCAGUUUUUCCACCUUGAGCGAAAAUUAGCUGGCGACCCUGAACUUAGGAACAAAUACAUCAUGUUUAUGCAAGAGUACAUAGCACUCGGUCACAUGAGUCCAGUGAAGGACGAUUGCGUCGACCGGACUCAAUGCAAUUACAUACCCCAUCAUGCGGUGACAGCCGAUGUCAAGGAAAUGUUUCGACAGGUUGAGAUCAAUCCCUUGCAUCGUAAAUGGCAACGCAUCUUGUGGCGGGAAUCUCCAGUCGCACCACUACGUAGCUUUGAGUUGGCUACAGUAACGUAUGGAAUGACAAACAGUCCAUACAAUGCGAUUCGCUCCUUACGUCAAUGUGCUGUAGAUAACUACAACAUUGUGGAGGACGAAAACCGUGCUUCUACAGCAAGAAAGAGUAUCCUGGAUGGAUUUUACGUCGACGACUAUUUGGAAAGUUUCGACUCUUUGGUGGAAUCUGUUAGUUGUGCUCAUGAUGUCGACGCAAUCCUUCGACAAGGUCAGUUCAUUCUUGGCAAAUGGAAUUCGAACUGCGCCAAGGCACUUGAUGCAAUCACCGAUCCAGAGAAAUCAGGAAGCCAUAUUGUAUUAUACGAUUCCAACGCCACCGUGUUAGGCUUACACUGGAAUCCGUUGAGCGACGAGCUAUUUUUUAAGGUGAGCAUUGCAGACUCACAUACACUACCAACAAAGCGUAGUAUUUUAAGUGACGUUGCAAGGCUGUAUGACCCAAUUGGAAUACUAGCGCCAGUGGUAGUUCUGGCCAAAAUGUUCAUUCAAACACUGUGGAGGAAGGAUCUUAACUGGGACACUCCACUACCUGCAGAAUUACAAGACCAGUGGCUCGAAUUUCGAAAUGGUCUUCGUGAACUAGCGCGCGUCCGUGUACCGCGUUGGUUAAGCAUGUCCCCUCAUGCAUUUUGUACACUUCAUGGAUUUUGUGACGCUAGCUCAAAGGCGUAUCCUGCGGUUAUCUAUGUGAAUAGUGUCACACAAGGAAGUAAUUCUAACAUGGCACUUGUUACUGCAAAAACCAAGGUGGCACCUGUGAAAGAGAUUACUAUACCACGCUUGGAACUUUGUGCUGCCCACCUACUGGUAGUCACUCUACGUCAUGUGCAAAAGGCGCUCCGUUUAGACAACGUCCCUUACACACUCUGGAGUGAUUCAACUAUAGUUUUGCAUUGGAUUCGUAAACAACCGUCAGUUUUGAAACAGUUCGUUGGUAAUCGAAUUGCAUACAUCCAGGCCCACACCAAGGUAGAAUGUUGGCGACACAUUCGCUCCGAGUACAAUCCUUCCGAUUAUGCGAGUCGAGGAAUUACGCCUACAGGCCUUCUGCAUCAUCCGCUAUGGUGGACAGGUCCACCUUGCCGUUAUAUAUGCAUCCAAGACGAUCCAGUUGUGCCCGAACUAACGGAGGAGCAACUCCAGGCACAGACUCUGGAAUGCCAACCUUUUCGUACUCUUGUAACCAUUCGGCAGGAUCAUCAUGAAUUGCUUACGACUUCUGCGUAUGGUCAGAGAAUUCCCCUCGUUGAGAGGUUCAGCAUACUUAGUCGUGUCCUCAAUACAACAGUGCUACUAAGACGUUUUCUUCCGUGCUACAAGGGUCAGAGGUCGAAUAUUGUGACAGCAGAAGAGUACGAAUGGGCUCUGCUUGUAACUGUUAAACAAGCUUAA
Molecule: messenger RNA, 2223 nt
Organism: Zeugodacus cucurbitae (melon fly)
Lineage: Eukaryota; Metazoa; Arthropoda; Insecta; Diptera; Tephritidae
Exons: 4
Coding region: 1-2223 (740 amino acids)
Source: RefSeq, a predicted model, not a curated record